AUGAAGCCUGCAAUUGACUACAUCUGCAUGGUCAAAGCGGGAAAGGCGGAAACUCAGCUGGUACAAAACCUCGAGAUCGUGAAGCUGUUCCCAAUUCCAGUCGUGGAAGACGGCAAUGUCGUAUUUCGCCAAGCGGGAUUUCCUACAGCCGGGGCGCAUCUGCUGAAAGACAUCACGGCAGAGGAAUUGGAGCCGUUGUGGAAGGACCUGAAACCGGAGGUGUUUGGGAAGUACCAUGACCCGUUCCGCUUUGUCAUUGACCUGAGCUCUGCUCCCGUCGUUGGGACGCCUUCACCAGCUGGCAGCAACACAUCGUCACCGGCAGCUUCACCUCGGCCUGGCUCGCCCACCUCUGCGAGUAAGACUGCAACCACCUUCGAAAGAGACAAGCGAGGAGGCUCAACGUCAAGCACGUCUUUUGAAGACGCCCCGCCUAAGAGCGAGCACCAGGCAGCUGCCGACGACAUUCCAUCAACCUCCGCUCCUGCCGUCACGACAACCACCCACUACAUCAGCCGCCAGGGUGACGAGUUCAAAGCAACUAUUAUCUCCUUCCAAGACGGGGGUCCGGUCCAACAAGGCCCCAUGAAACUGAAGAAGUACUACUCGGACUACGCCCAUGGCCAGUUGGCGAGUCCGACGCACAUAGUGUUCACGAACGGAGUUCCGCCCGACUUCUUUCAAAGAGGCUGA
Molecule: messenger RNA, 693 nt
Organism: Klebsormidium nitens
Lineage: Eukaryota; Viridiplantae; Streptophyta; Klebsormidiophyceae; Klebsormidiales; Klebsormidiaceae
Source: the annotation of a GenBank genome assembly